Molecule: messenger RNA, 2987 nt
Organism: Betta splendens (Siamese fighting fish)
Lineage: Eukaryota; Metazoa; Chordata; Actinopteri; Anabantiformes; Osphronemidae
Gene: dus1l
Product: dihydrouridine synthase 1-like (S. cerevisiae)
Exons: 15
Coding region: 316-1791 (491 amino acids)
Molecular function (GO): tRNA dihydrouridine synthase activity
Source: RefSeq, a predicted model, not a curated record
AAAGAGUCGUUGUUUACAACCGGAGCGUAUUCGCCGUCGCACCCCCUCGGCAAGUCGUUCGCAAGGAUUAGUCCUCAAACCUCACAGUUUUACAGUGAAACAAAAACUUUUGAGGUUCGUCAACAGCUGGAUGAGCCAAUUGACACACCUAUUCAAGAGAGUUGGAGAACCAGCAGGAACACUAGCCCUUGAGAACCAGAGUUUGACACUCCUGUCCUAAGGGGUUCCCUGGGAGCACAGCGGUGGGCAGCCUGUCAUCCAUUGCACCGCAGCUUCUCCUGGCAGAAGAGCGGCUUUAGGGUGAAGUCAGAGCUUAUGGCCAAACUCCAGGGCUUUGAGUUCUGGAGGAGGACCCUGAAGGGGGCGCGCUUUGUGGUGGCACCCAUGGUAGACCAGAGUGAGCUCGCCUGGCGCCUGCUGAGUCGUCGACAUGGUGCCCAGCUCUGCUAUACCCCUAUGCUCCAUGCUCAGGUGUUUGUCCGCGACGCCAACUACCGCAAAGAAAAUCUGUACAAUGAGGUCUGUGAGGAGGACAGACCACUGAUCACACAGUUCUGUGCCAAUGAUCCAGAGGUGUUCCUUCAAGCGGCACUGCUGGCCCAAGACCACUGUGAUGCCAUUGACCUCAAUCUCGGCUGUCCACAGAUGAUAGCUAAGAGAGGUCUACACAACUUCUACAGGCACUACGGAGUUUUCCUGCAAGAUGAAUGGGAACUGUUAGAGAAAAUGGUCAAAUUGGCCAAUGAAAAGCUGUCAGUGCCCAUCACGUGUAAGAUCCGUGUCUUCAAGGAAAUUGAAAAGACAGUCCGCUAUGCCCAGAUGCUGGAGACAGCUGGAUGUCAGCUACUGACAGUACAUGGACGAACCAAAGACCAGAAAGGAGCCAUGACUGGCGUCGCUAGCUGGGAGCACAUCAAGGCAGUCCGGAAGGCUGUCAAUAUCCCAGUGUUUGCUAAUGGCAACAUUCACCACCUGAGUGAUGUGGAGCGCUGCAUUCAGGAGACGGGGGUGCAGGGAGUCAUGAGUGCCGAGGGGAACCUCCAUAACCCAGCUGUGUUUGAAGGCCACAGCCCCCCUGUGUGGGAGAUGGCUGAGGAGUAUCUGGAGCUGGUGAAGCUGCACCCUCCCUGCAGCCUGUCAUACGUGCGAGCCCACCUCUUCAAACUCUGGCACCACACGCUGCAGAUACACAAGGAUCUGAGGGAGGACUUGGCCAAGGUGAAAAACCUUGAGGGUUUGGCUGAUGUCAGCAAACAGCUGAGGCUGCGCUGCCAGGAGCAUAUCGCCAACAGGAAGGAUGUGGACGAUCAGGAUGGCAGCCUGCCCUUCCCCCACUGGAUCUGCCAGCCAUACGUCAGACCAGUGCCCAAGGAACCAGUUGCCAAUGGCAACAGCCAGAGUUCAGAGGUAAAGAAGACGGUGUGUCAGAAGCGAGCGCUGGAAGACUCUGAUGGUUCUACUGAGAAUCUGUCCAAGAACAAGCUGAAGAAAAGGUCCCGCAACCCCAACAAGAACUUCUGUCCACAGCACAAAUCCAAGUACAUCAAAUGUGACCAGUGUGGGAACCCGAAGGGAAAUAAAUGUGUUUUUAAUCUGUGUCGGGGCUGCUGCAAGAAGAAGGCCUUCAAAGAGGUGGCAGACUGUCCAAGUCAUGGGCUCAGGUUUAAGACAAAGGCAGAGAGAUUUCAAGCAGAGGAGAACGAGAAAAAAGAGACCAGCACCAGUUCUGCUCAGCUGACUCCAGAUCAGACGGACCUGCAGGGUCAGUCACAGGCUCAGCCGCUGCUAUGAGCAAAGCCACAAACUAAGCUGCUCUUAUGAGCCGUCACAUGUCGGACUCUGAGCCACGUUCGCUUGGCUGACGGCAGGAGUUCAAACAGGACAACGUACUGUGUCUCUGGAAGACGUCUGCACUGGACCCAAGCUUCUCAUGAAACCGGACCUGGGAGCUGCCUGAUAUUUUUAUAAUGUAAAGAUCUAAGACAGUGAUUAGCUUGUGAAAUAGGAAAGAAUAAGUUUCAAACAUUAUUUUGUUGAAGCUGCAGAGCUGUCCCAGUUCAAAAGAAUGAGGUUUUAUUAAGUUUGGUUGCUCUUUAGUUAAACCUUUUAUUUUGACCUGCAGUGCACUGAAACAUGUUUGUGCCUUUUAAUGGGCAGUAACAGGAACAGAUCAUCGCGUGGCGAUCAUUGGAAACAUCCACUGAUGUUGGGUUAUUACUCCGCCUACCUUCACCUGGUCAGGGUCUAAUCAGUUCAUACACUACACAGACAAAUGUUGGGUCGCUUCAUUUUCUGUUGUCAAUAAAUGUAAACAUGAAAUGAGUUUUAAUGAGAGACGCUGCUGUGCACAAAGGGAACAGUUAUAUUAACACAUCCACAUGAAGUGAUUAUGAAACUUUAUCCAGCUGCUUCUAUCUGAUGGUUGUGACCGGUCAGUCAUCAGAGAUACGCUUUUUAAAAUCAGACAAACUCAAACAUGCUGUCGUUGCUCAUUUUUAAUCUGGGUUGUAUCGGUAUCAGCGGCUCUGCAGCAAGUAUUGAGCUUGAUUAUCAUCAGGCUGCUAAUCUCUGAAUCCACCACGUGCCUCAUCCAACGAUGAACGCCUUCAACUGUUCAACUCCUAAAUGAUGUUUUUUGAGGUUUUGAAUGACUCUUCAGUUUGCAGUUCUGUGAAAAUGUUCAUAGUUAAUGUUUUAUGUGUUGCUGUUUCAUUAAUUAGAACAAAAACACGACAGCAGACUAUAUUAAAUGGUUAAUACACCAGCAUUAGGGUCACUAAUGCUGGUUAUUUUUUAUCAGUGAUUCACAGAAUCAGUGAUUCACAGAAUCACUGAUGAAAUAUAGAUAAGACUUGUGCAUCGCGGCCCAAAGAGCAGCAGCUUAUGGAGACAUAUGUAGAAACAUAAUCUGUAUGAUGGGAAAGAUAAAAAAGGCUGCUUAGAAAAUAAAAGCUAAAAGAUGUCUUAGACACGUUUAAACCGUUAAA